AUGUUCGCGGCGCACAGGCCCGACCUGACCCACUGGGUCCUCACAGGCCCGGGUGAGCGCCUGGCCACCCUGCUGGUCACGCGCGCCGCCGCCGCCUUCUUCCUGGACGGCCGCGCCGAGGACAUGCUGCGGGAUCUGCACGACGCCUUCCGCGAGAGCCCCUCCGCCGCGCGCCGGCAGUUGCAGGCCGUGCUGUCCGUCCAGGACCAGGAGCGCGUCCGGGCCCAGGCCCAGGAGGCCGCGGACCUGGGCUUCGCCCGCUUCCAGGAGGCCGUGCGGAGCCGCCCCGAGCUCCGCGAAGACGCGGAUCGCGAGCUGCUGGCACCGGUGACCUGCGCGCUCCGAUUCCUGCUCCGCGUGGCACCGGCCGGGGCCCAGCCUGCGCUGGGCACCCGCCUGGCCGAGUGCCUGCUGCUGGCCGGGGACGUGGCGGGCGCCCGGGCUCUGUGCGAGCGCCUGCUGAGGCCCGCUAGCCCCGCGGACACCGCCGAGGACCGCGCCGGGGAGCGCGCCCCGCUGCUGGCGCUGCGCGGCUUUUGCGCGCUGCACGCCGGGGACGCGCAGGGCGCCCGGGAGGACUUCCAGGCGGUGGUGGAGCAGGGGGCACCGCACCUUGGCGGCUGCGUGCGUGCGCUGUGCGGCCGCGGGCUGCUGCGGGUGCUGGCCGGCAGCGCCUUCCUGGGCACACUGGACUACGUCACCGCGUGCGGGCUUCUGCCGGAGGAAGCGCUGUUGGCCGCCAAAGCCUUCGUGCCCUGGAACCAGCGCGGGCUGCUGCUGAUCGUGCUGCGGGAGGAGGGCCGCCGGAUGCUGCAGCGCCCGCCCCCACCGGGCUGCCGAAGCCAGGCUGCAGGGCCCGACAGCGGCGCGGCCCCCCAAGGGGAUGCCCGCGGGGUGUACCAGCUGGCCUCGCUGCUGAUGGAGCUGGACGCGGAGGACGAGGCCGCGCGCCUGCUGGCCGCCGAUGCCCUGUACCGCCUGGGCCGCCUGGAUGACGCUCACGGGGCGCUGCGGGCGGCGCUGGCGCAGGGACCGCAGGCGGCCGCGGUGCUGGUGCGGCUGGCGCUGCUGCAGCUGCGCAGGGGCUUCGCCUUCGACGCCCACCAGCUGGUGAAGAGGCUCGUCCAGGCCAGGGACACCGCCUGCCUCCAGCCCACCUUGGACAUCUUCUGCCCCGAGGACCUGCAGCUGCUCCAGGGCCACUGCCACACUCGGGCCCUGGCCAUCCUGCGGGCGCGGCCAGGCGCAGCCGACAACGGGGCCCGCACCAGGGAGGCCAUCGCCUAUCUCUCUCUGGCCAUCUUCGCUGCAGGGAGCCAAGCCAGUGAGUCCCUGCUCGCCCGAGCCCGCUGCUACGGGCUCCUGGGCCGGAAGAAGACCGCCAUGUUCGACUUCAACUCCGUGCUGCGGGCCGAGCCGGGGAACGUGCAGGCUCUGUGUGGACGGGCGCUCGUGCACCUGGCCCUGGGCCAGCAGCAGGAAGCCGUGGUCGACAUCGUCUCUGCCCUGAAGCUGGACACGGCCGCAGUGGUCCCUGAGCUCCGCUCUCUGAGGCGCGACGCCCAGGGCCUCCUCGCGCGGGGCCUGCACGCUCACUGCCGGGCCCUGCUGAGCCGGCCCCUCCGGGAGGACGACGCCCAGGGCCUUCUGGCCGCCGGGGAGGCCCUGGUCCAGAUGGACGGCGCGCAGCCCAGUGGGCACCUGCUGCUGGCCGAUGCCCUCAUGGCGCUGGGCAGCUUCGAGGCAGCCGGCGCCCGUCUGCAGGGGGCCCUGCGCCCCGCUCGGGCGUCCGCGGCGGCCCGGGCCCGGCGGGGCCUGCUCCGGCUGAAGCAGGGAGACGUGCGGGCCGCGGCCCGGGACCUGCAGGGCCUGGCCGAGCCGGACGCCGCGGACCUGGGCUUCCUGCUGCGGCUGCUGGAGGCCCCCGAGCGGCAGAGCCUCGCCCAGGCCGCUGCCCGGGAAGCCAGUGCCCUCCUGGACACGGGGCGGCCGCGGCAGGCGCUGGGCUUCUGCUCCCUGGCCGUGCUGGCCGGCGGUGGCGGCGCCUGCCACCUGCGCCUGCGUGCCACCUGCCUGGCCCAGCUGCGGGAAUGCCACCGAGCCCUCAGGGACCUGGACCAACUGCUCCAGGAGGGUGCAGGGGACGGGGACCUCCCGCGGCGGGCGGAGGACCUCUGCUCCCGGGGCCGCCUGCUGCUGAGCCUGGGGGACGAGGAGGGGGCCGCGGCGGCCUUCGGCCAGGCCCUCGCGCUGGCGCCCGCCCCUGCCCAGAGCAGCCUGUGGGGGCAGCCGGGCCGGACCCCCACCGCCCGCCUGUUCCUGCACCACGGGCAGCGCUGCCUGGAGCAGCAGCGCCACGCGGAGGCCUGGACAGCAGCCCAGAGCGGCCUCCUGGUGGACCCCGGCCACCGCGGCCUGAAGCGGCUGAAGGCCAGAGCGCAGAGAGGGGUGGACGCGGGCUGCCGGCUGCACUGACCCAGCCUCGGGGUAUGGCCCGCGCGGCGCCAGGGCUGACCAGCCUCCGUCUCUUUGGCCCCAGGAGUAAAGGGACGGCUUCCUGGGAGGGUCGUCCCACGGCUGGGGACCCUGGCGCACACUGGAGCUGGGAGGCUGCAGCAGCCCAGGUCUCCCCCUGUGCAGAGGACCAGGCCACGCCCUCCCGCUGUGCCUGGAAGCCCCUCUGUGGGCCCUGGCCUGAGUCGCAGGGCUGUUGCUGGGUGCUUUUCUGGAAGUCACUCACGGGGCUGCUCCCCGUCUCGGGCUGUGGGGGGCCAGGUGGGCCUGCAAAUCCUGAGGGGCCCCUGCUUGGACUCCUGGAGCCGGAGAGAGCGGGGGACUAACCGUCCAGGCAGGCUCUUGCUUCCUGACGAGGAGCACGGAGACCCCUCCCAGGCGGGCCGGAGGGCCCCGCUGUGCCCUGUCUCUGCCCACGCUGCAGCGUGAAUGAGAGGUGCUGGGAGACCGGACCCCACGCCCCCUCCCAGGCUGCCUGCCCCGUCUCUGCCUGCUCCUCCCUUGGGCGUGAGCCACAGCGCCCCCACCCCUCACCUCCUGGUAGGCACCUGUCCCACCCCCGCUCCCUGUGGGCCCUCCCGGCACCUGCUGGCUCUGACCACAAGGACAGGGGCUACAGGGUCAGUGCCUCCUCCGUGAGGAUGAGGGACCAGGAGUCCAUGGGGUGGGGGGAACUCCACUGCCUCCCCCCUCUCUGCCUCCCCCCUCAGAAGCUCCCAGGAGGCCUUGGCGAAGUCUCCUGGGACACUGUUGUCACCACGUUUUUCCUCCAGUGUCCACCGUGUGCUCAUGGGCUCCACAAAGACGGCCUGACUAUGCGAGGAGCCAGGGAUGGGGCCGGGCUCCGGUCAGUGCCCAGGCAGUGAGGUGGGGGCAGGUGCCGAGGGGCCGGGCAGCAGUGCCUCUGCCCCUGCCGUCCUCCCCACCCUGGUGCCCUGCCCUGUCCAUCCCUGGGAGGCCAUCAGAGCUCGGCCGCUGGGGUGCAGACACCCGACCUGCCCGGCCCCUCCCACCCCAGGGGGCACAGUACCCUUGGCUCAUCUCGCAGGGGAGGCACCGGGCUACCACGGAGUGUCAGGUUGAAGCCCUCACCCCCCAGGGGGUGGGACUCAGGGGGCAGAGGACACGGCUGUGCCCUCCCCGGAGUCCGCUGGAGCCUUGGCCUUGAACCCCAGCCUCCAGACUGAAGUAAACUCCUGUUGCUCUCA
Oryctolagus cuniculus (rabbit) is the source of this 3722-nucleotide messenger RNA. NCBI's taxonomy places the organism in Eukaryota, Metazoa, Chordata, Mammalia, Lagomorpha, Leporidae. The record is from RefSeq and is a predicted model, not a curated record.